Syngnathus acus (greater pipefish) is the source of this 1919-nucleotide messenger RNA. It is a transcript of the gene rbm45, whose product is annotated as RNA binding motif protein 45. The transcript is spliced from 10 exons. The coding region runs from base 50 to 1477 and encodes 475 amino acids. The record is from RefSeq and is a predicted model, not a curated record. Gene Ontology annotation, molecular function: RNA binding. Lineage: Eukaryota; Metazoa; Chordata; Actinopteri; Syngnathiformes; Syngnathidae.
GAAACAAGAAGGAAAAGGCGGCCAAGAAGAAGGCCGAGGAGAACCCAAGAUGGACGAGUCGCACUCAAGCACAAAGCAAUCGACGGAAACCUGGAACCUGGACGACCCUCCCAACAGCCGCCUGUUCCUGGUGGCCAGUCGCACGGUCACCGAAGAGGAGCUCCGGGAGCGGUUCUCGGUGUUUGGCGACGUCCAGGCCGUGUGGGUUGUCAAAGACAAGCAGACAAAAGAGUCCAAAGGCAUUUGCUACGUCAAGUUCGCAAAAUCGUCUCAGGCCUGCCUGGCCAUGGAAGAAAUGCACGGAAAAGCCAUGCUUGACGGAACCAAACCCAUCAAGGUGUUUAUCGCCCAGUCGCGCUCGUCGUCCAGCCACAGAGACGUGGAAGAUGAAGAACUGACCAGGAUCUUUGUCAUGAUCCCUAAAACCUUUUCUGAGGAAGACCUGAGGGACACUUUUAAGGAGUACGGCGACAUUGAAUAUUGCGUCGUCAUCAAGAACAAGCAGACGGGAGAGAGUAAAGGUUUGGGCUACGUCAGGUACUUCAAACCCUCCCAAGCCGCCUUGGCCAUCGAGAACUGCGACAAAGCAUACCGGGCCAUUCUGGCAGAGCCUCGCAGCAAAGCUUCCUACUCCUCCGAAGACUACAACAACAUGGCGACCAGGAGCGACUACUCUGGCGGUGCCGAUUCCAUGACCGUGUACCCCUUCAACAUGUCCGAACCCGUCAGCUACCCCAUGAUGGACUACCGCGGCGGCGCCGACUUGACCCGCUGUCUAAUGGUGUCAACUCGCGCCGCGCUGACCCAGGAGCAGAUUUUUGCGCUGUUUGACCUCAUCCCAGGGAUGGAAUACUGCGAGCUGCAGCGGGAUGCGUACGGGAUGAGCAAAGGGCACGCCAUGAUUCGCUACAGCAACCUGGGCUCAGCACUUUAUGCCAAAGACAAACUGAACGGAUUUGAAUAUCCGCCAGGAAACAGACUGGUUGUCAAUUUUAUGGAUGACGGAGAAGAUCGUAGCGGUUCAGUAGGUAGAAUGGCCAUGCAGUUUGUCGCCACCCAGGUGAUGUCAUCGGUGUGGAACGGAACUCCCAACAGCCAAGGCAUCAAAUCCGCCACUUCUCAUAUGGGAUUCGCCGGGCCGCCUCCUGUGUCCCGGAUACAGACGGACGUCAGCUUGCCGCCACCCAAGAAACAUGCGCCCCCCGAAAGCAAGACAAAGGAGCGCUUGUUUUUGGUCUUCAGCCCUGCCCCUUUGCCUGUGGACGUGCUGGAGGAUGUUUUCUGCCGCUUCGGUUCCCUGAUAGAGGUUCACUUGGUUCCAGGCAGGAAUGUUGGUUACGCAAAGUAUGCUGAGAAGCAGUGUGCCAAUGAGGCCAUGGCGAUGCUCCACAGCCGUGUGGUCAACGGCGUGAAGAUGAAGGUGAUGCUGGCAGAUCCACCCAGAGAGGAGUCGCACAAAAGGCUUCGCACGUACUAGCACGCCGACACCCGGCAGGCGACUGUUGUCAUGACAAAAAAACCCGACCUGACAGACCUGACGACCCACAUGGACGGGAGACUUCUUGACACGACCUUUAACUUCCGUCUGACCUUACGCAUCUGCUCGCUGACCUUGCCCUGAGCUUCAAUGUGAGCUUUCAGUGGGCCAUUUUUUUAUUUUUUAUUUAAUAAAUUCCUUUACUUUUCAUAAAGUCUCAUUUAAAGCUGCUGUGAGUAGGUAGAAUGCACAGGGGGUGUAAAACCACACAUUUUGACAUGAAACAAAGAUGUCUUUUGCAAUUAGACUCAAGUUAAAGCUCCUACGAGUUGCAAUUUUUACGUGGCUUUUUUUUUUAAUUUGAGGGUUUUUUUUGUAUGCCCAAAUGUGUUCCCGCUGUGACAUCUUUCCAAGUCAAAAUAAAAACAGCAGAUCAACAGCA